Molecule: messenger RNA, 2515 nt
Organism: Magallana angulata
Lineage: Eukaryota; Metazoa; Mollusca; Bivalvia; Ostreida; Ostreidae
Exons: 8
Coding region: 200-1561 (453 amino acids)
Source: RefSeq, a predicted model, not a curated record
AUAGUUGCAGACAGUGAGGGGUAUAAAAAGAAAAAGAAAACUGCCCCCUGCCACGGAAGCACUAGUCUGGUACCAGACUAUUGAUGCACGCGAACCAGUCUGGUUUAACAAAGGAGAAAUUUGGAGGAACUGGUUCGCAUGCACGUUUUUUGGAUAGAAGUAAAAAAAAACCCAAGAUACUGAGAGUAUUAAAAUCUGAAUGAUGGAAUGUAUGGAAAAUGAAAAGGAUUCAACUUCAAGCAGUACAACAGGUGUCACCAACGUUGAGGCAACUGAAGAAAUCUCUCCUACAAUAACAAAGCAGGUUACAAAAAGUGAUAAAAAAUGCACACAAGGCAAAAAAAGCCAUCCUAAACAGAGAAAAAGGAAGUCAAUUUUAAGGUCUUCCUCCUCAGCAGAAUAUUCGGCAUCAAGUGCUACAGAAGGUGAGGAUGAUAACUCUGACAAAUAUUAUUCUGAAGGAAGACUUACAAAUGUGAAAAUGGGAAAUGUGAAAAUGGGAGUUUUCCCAUCUAGUCAAUGGAAGUAUGCUGAUUUAAAGGCCCUCAACAUUUUCUACAAUGAAACUUCUCUUUCCCUGAAGGAAUUCAUGCAGGAUGUUAAAACUGUCCUUUUAAAGAACCAUCCACAUAUUCCAGAUGUUGAAAAAUAUGCUGAAAUGUUUAGCAGUUUAACUAAAGAUAAUUUGUUAUUUUCUUUUGGCUUGGAUUCCUUAGAAAAUAGCAUAUACAGUAAAUUUACAGCAAGUUGUGUGCAGACAAUAUUAAAAGAAGACUUUGCAAGGGCAAAAGAAACAGACAAAAAUUUGGAUCUUCGUAAUUCGAGGUUGGAAAGAUAUUGGUUAUUUGGUGUUCAGAACUUCUUGACAGAGACAUUGCUAUUAUUUCAUACACUUUUGUUUCCAAUGAAAGAGGAUGAAUCUCUUACACGAAAAGAAGAGUUCAUCAAAGUGAACACGAGAAAAAGGAAGCACAGAGAAAUGAAACAUGAAGAGAGUAGAGAGAAAAGACAACCGUCUGAAAUACAACAUUCUGAAAGUGUUUACCAACAUUAUUGUGAAGCAUUUGGAAGGCUUUUCUUUCUGGAAAAAAAAGCAGCAGUCAAAAGAAAUACUGUUAUUGGUGAUAAAAUAGUGAAUACUAUUCCAGAUAUAACAUACCCAUUUACACCACUCAGAAUUGAUCAAGAUGUUCUGGACACCAUGCAGAAGGACAGCACACUGCUGUUUGUGGUUGAGGUGAAGGGGAAAUCAUUGAAAAAUGCAUCAUCUAAUUGUUUGGAAGAACAACUAGGCUCCUAUGUUCUUGGGCGGGUUGGAUCCGAGCUCUUUGCAGAAGCACCAGACUCAGCAAUGUUCCCAUGUUCCCUGGGAAUGAUAUUAAUGGAAACUACAAUCGUAUUUGUCUUUUUAAAAAUGAAAAUAGAGAGUGCAGAACUUCCACUCCAAGAUAAAGGAAUUAUUCAUUAUACUAGACCUUUUGACAUACUGAAAAAGGAGGAUAGGGAAGAGAUUUUUGAAUUUAUGUACUGGCUUGGUUGCAUUCAAAACCGUUUCGACUAGCGUUUGUUUGAGAUACAGCAUCAUAGAAAUCCGUGAUGAUAGAGAUCUUGGGCCUGUGAGGAUUGAAGAUAUUGUUAAUUGUGAAUGAACCUGUAUCUUGGUGGGAAAGAAGAAUAUUCAUGUCUCUAGUGGAUUGUUCUCCAUCCAUGCUGAGGAAAGUAAAACCAAACAUAGCAAGAUAAUUGACUGCUUUCCAAAAACUAAGUAUAACUAGGAGGCUGAUGCAUAAGUGGAUGCAAAACAGGUGAAAUGGAAGCGAAAACUGUUAUUACCCAGAUAAGAAAUUGCAGAACAUGUGUUGAUGGAUAUAUUUGUUUUCUGUUGUACAUUGGUACAUCCAUAGCAAGAGACCCAUCAGCGUUGAACAUCUUUAAAUCCUAUCAUUUUGAAUCCCCCUCCCCCUUUUUGGAGAACUGUUUAUCUUCUUUAAUGCUCAUCUCAUCAACUAGUAGACUUCCUUUGUAAACUUAUAGUGACAUUUUUAUUUCUUGCUUCAUUCAACAUCCAGUUCAACAUAUGGUUAAAUUCCAAAAUUAAUAUCAAAGAAGAAUAGAUUCAUAUUAUGCUGAUAAGUAACUAAAUAGAUUUAAAAUUGUUUGUUAGCACUGUAGUACCAUUUCAUUGUGAUAAGAAGUCAAGUAGAAGAUUUUGCAUAUGCAUGUAUUUCUUUUUCCAAAUCAAUUGACAUUGCUCAAGAUGUAUGUAUAAUCUUUUAGAAAAAGAAGUAAUGUUUGAAAUGAUUUUGUGCAAUUCCAAAUUCAGUCAGUGUCAUUCAGCAUCAUUUGCAUUAAUCUUUUGGGAAAAUCAAAAUAAGUGAUUGGAGGACUGAGAAAGGGGUUCUUUCACUAACAUGAAAGCAUUUAUGUGUUUGUUUUAGUUAUGUAUGGAUGGUUCAUUAAAAAAGGGGCAUUGAUAUAAUAAAAGUACAAUGACUCAAUUCCAUUGGCUACACCA